Wyeomyia smithii (pitcher-plant mosquito) is the source of this 1680-nucleotide messenger RNA. RefSeq lists its product as uncharacterized. Gene Ontology annotation, molecular function: nucleic acid binding. NCBI's taxonomy places the organism in Eukaryota, Metazoa, Arthropoda, Insecta, Diptera, Culicidae. The record is from RefSeq and is a predicted model, not a curated record. Gene Ontology annotation, biological process: DNA integration. The transcript has a single exon. The coding region runs from base 1 to 1680 and encodes 559 amino acids.
AUGACACCGGUACAGCUUCAAUAUCAAUCUUUGUGGUUCAAUGGUCCGUUGUGGUUGCGUCAAGAUCAUGCUACUUGGCCGAAUUCAUCAGAAACACAACUUGAUUUAGAUAAAUCACUGUUAGAGGAGAGAACAUCAGCUCUUCCCGUUCGAGUAAUGACCGCUUGUGAAAUUUUCACGUUACGUUCGUCGCUGCCAGAACUCAUCAGAUUGGUUGGCUGGUUACGUCGCUUCAUGUACAACUCGGCAAAAAGAAAUCGCGAGAACCUACGCACAGGUGACUUGUCCUCGAUUGAAUACAAUGAAGCAGAAAAUGCGCUCGUACGUGUAUCUCAGCAUGAGAGUUUUCCAGAAGAAAUUUCGGCCCUUUCCAAGGGAAAACCACUAAAGUCGUCUUCAAUAAUAUUGUCGACAAACCCCCGCCUGACGGAUGGUAUACUUCGUGUUGGCGGCCGGUUAAGUCACGCACCCGUGUCAGAGACCCGUAGGCAUCCCAUAAUUUUACAUCAUCAACAUCCGCUAACGAAGCUAGUACUUGAGCACUAUCACCGUAAACAUUUUCACGCUGGGCAGCAGUUGUUGAUAGCUACAGUACGCGAGAAAUUUUGGCCCCUUCGUAUUCGCAGUCUCGCUCGCCAGGUAAUUCAUCGCUGUAUCUCCUGUUACCGAAGCAAACCAACGAAUCACGAACAGUUAAUGGCCGAUUUACCAUCGGUACGUGUAACACCUGGAGCAGUAUUUUCGUCGGUUGGACUAGACUUCUACGGUCCAUUUCAAAUUAAAUACCCAGGUCGUAAAGGAAUUCCAAUCAAAACCUUCGUAUGCAUUUUUGUCUGUCUAGUGACCAAGGCAGUGCACAUGGAAGUUGUGGCAGAUUUAUCUACACAAGCAUUUAUAGCUGCCUUGAAACGAUUCGUUGCGAUUCGUGGGAAGCCCCAUAUCAUCAUGUGCGAUAAUGCUACCAAUUUCAUUGGAGCAAACAGAGAACUCGAAAAAUUACGGUCACAGCUUAGCGAACAGCAGUUCCAGUACACCACUAGCAAGUUUGCUGAAGAGGAAGGAAUUGAUUUCAAGUUCAUCCCGCCUCGCCCCCCCAAUUUUGGAGGACUAUGGGAGGCGGCCGUUAAGUCCUUCAAGACCCAUUUUCGUAAAACCAUCGGAAUCCAAACACUAACGUACGAUGAGCUACACACCGUGGUUCAGCAAAUUUCAGCCAUCCUCAAUUCUAGACCGUUGACACCACUGAGCACUGAUCCGAACGAUUUUUCGGUGCUAACCCCAGGUCAUUUCCUGAUAGGCAGACCACUCACGGCAAUUCCGGAGCCAGAUUUGCAAGAAAUACCAGAAAAUCGUUUAUCGCACUGGCAACAAACGCAAGCCUUCGUACAGCAACUGUGGCGAAAAUGGAAAUCACAAUACCUCUCCGAUUUGCACAACAGAACUAAAUGGACUCAAAGACGUGACAACAUUAAGGUUGGAACCAUGGUCCUGGUUAAAGAGGACAAUUCACCUCCUCAGAAGUGGCGGUUGGGAAGAAUAGUCAACAUAUUCUCGGGCCAAGAUGGAAACAUUCGGGUGGUAGCCGUCCGGACUAAAGAUGGUGUCUUCACAAGAGGCAUCUCGAAGAUUUGCAUCCUCCCUAUUCGGGAUAACGAUAUGUCCCACACAGAAGAGCGUUAG